GGCCUGAUAGUUCCGGGGAUUGGUUAAGGAAAAGGCUCCUAGUCUCCAUUUCCCAUUUUAAAUCGGAAGUAGGUUUCCCGUGACACGGAAGCCCUCCAGCAGGGACAAGGAGUUUCUUCCUCGCUAAACCCGCCUGGCCAGCCCCGGGCCGCAGGGGACCACUGAGCACAGGGCCCCGCCCUGAUCUCCCGGGGUUUUGCGCGCGAACCGGAAGUGGCCGGAGCCUCCCGAGCGCGCCCUGCGCGACUGGCCUGCGCCGCUGUCGUUCCGCGCUCGGAGAGGAAGUGGCUGAGCGCCGUGAGGCGGGCAGGAGCGGCCGGAGCGAAAGUUGCGGGCUCCAGAGCUGGCGGCGGGUACCAUGGAGCCGAGCCCCACUUUGUCCCCCGGCCCUUCCGACUCCUUCAAGGAGGAGCUGCUCUGCGCCGUCUGCUACGACCCCUUCAGCGACGCCGUGACUCUGCGCUGCGGCCACAACUUCUGCCGCGCGUGCGUGACUCGCAGCUGGGAGAUGCAAGUGGCGCCCGCCUGCCCGGUGUGUAAGGACCGCGCGGUCCCCACCGACCUGCGCACCAACCACACCCUCAACAACCUGGUGGAGAAGCUGCUGCGCGAGGAGGCCGAAGGCGCGCGCUGGACCGGCCACCGCUCCCCGCACCUCUGCCGCCUGCAUCGCGACCAGUUCAGCCUUUUCUGCCUCGACGACAAGGAGCUGCUGUGCUGCUCGUGUCAGGCCGACUCCCGGCAUCAGGGGCACCGCGUGCAGCCAGUGAAGGACACUGCCCACGACUUUCGGGCCAAGUGCAGGAACAUGGAGCACGCGCUGGGGGAGAAAGCCAAAGCCUUCUGGGCUAUGAGACGCUCCUACGAGGCCAUCAUCAAGCACAAUGAGGUGGAGGCUACCUGGCUGGAAGGGCGAAUCCGCCAGGAGUUUGAUAAGCUUCGUGAGUUCUUGAGAGUGGAGGAGCAUACCGUCCUGGAAGCCUUGGCCAAAGAGGCGAGACAGAAGAAGCUCUUGGCCCAGGAGAAGAUGAAGCGGCUCACGGAAGACACGGAGGCUCUGGCCCAUGAGAUCAAGCGGCUGCAGAUGGAGAUGAAGGAAGAUGAUGUUUCUUUUCUCAUGGUGAGGAGCUCACCAUCAUCACCAUCAUUCAGUGACAGAGACCAGAAACAUAAGAGCCGAAAGCGCCGCCUCUUCUGUACCAUGGAGCCAGAGCCCGUGCAGCACGGCAUGCUCAUUGAUGUCUGCAAGCACCUGGACUCCCUGCAGUACCGCGUCUGGAGGAAGAUGGUCAUGUCUGUUCAGUCUGUGCCUUUCAGCUUUGAUCUCAACACUGCGGCUGGCUGGCUCUCUGUGUCAGAUGACCUCACCAAAGUCACCAACCACGGCUACCGUGUGCAGGUGGAGAACCCGGAGCGUUUCUCCUCGGCGCCCUGCCUGCUAGGCUCGCGGGCCUUCUCCCACGGCUCCCACGCCUGGGAAGUGGACCUGGGGUCCCUGCCCAGCUGGCGGGUGGGUGUGAUGCGCAUGCGCGAGGACACCAGCGCCGAGGGCCACUCGCACAGCUGCUACCACGACACUCGCUCGGGCUUCUGGUACGUGUGCCGCACACAGGGGAUAGAAGGAGACCACUGCGUGACCUCAGACCCCACCACGUCACCCCUGGUCCCCGCCAUCCCACGCCGUCUGCGUGUGGAGCUGGAGUGCGAGGAGGGUGAGCUGUCCUUCUAUGACGCCGAGCGCCACUGCCACCUCUACACCUUCCACGCCCGCUUUGGGGAAGUGCGGCCCUACUUCUACGUGGGGGGCACACAAGGGGAAGGCCGCCCCGAUCCUCUGCGCAUCUGCCCCCUGCGCAUCACUGUCAAGGAGGAGCUAGAUGGCUGAGGCUGGCCUGGAGCCUGCCAGACGCUGUCCAGGCCUUGUGCUGUGGCUUUGCUUUCUUUCUGUACCUCUUCCUAAAGCCCACGCUCGCCUAGGCACCUCUACCGCCUGCUUUCUUGCCAGGAUCUUGCUACUGACCAGUCUGGUCCUUCUCCAUGGCUCCAGGGCCCAAGCCUCCCUCUUGAUUUUUGGUCCCUUCUCUACCCGCAUUUGAAAGCCCUCCAGGAGGCAGCUUGCGGCCUGGCUCUCCCCAGAGUCGUGCCAUCUUCUCGAUGUGAAUUUUCUGAAUCCUAAUUCCAGGAUUUCUGGGGAUAACGUUUACCUUUCGAAUAGGCCUGUUUUAAAAUGUAGGUUUUAUUACUAUCAAGGUAAAGUGAGGCCAACAGACCAGGAGACAACUGCCACUGAAAAGAGUUUGUUACUUAGAGCUUCCAAGAGGAGGGGCCCUGCUAUGGGGUGGCCGGGGUGGGGGGGGGAGGGCACACAGGGAAGCACCAGGUCCCCUAGGAGGCACGGAGUAAGGGGAGAGCAUGGACGAGAGACUGUUGUGGUUUUCAUCGGAAGCGACAGAUGAGACAGGUAUUGGGCGGAUAGGUUUAGGAUUGGUUAGUUUAGCCCUGAGCGGGGCAGUUCCCUGUGGUCAAUGAGCUCCAGAUGCAGAGUAUCGAGAAUACAGAAAAUAAUAAGACAUAGUUAAUACAGGGCCGUGGCCAUGGCUUUGGGGCAUGACCAAGGCUCAGUUUAUCUGUCACUUGAAACCAGUAUUUUAAAACUGCCUCAGAGAGCCUCCCUGGGGCCCCUAAGGGCUAGAGGCAAGGCUGCCAUCAGAUGAGUUCUGAUUUGUCUAUUUACACAUCUGGGAUGAUGUCCCCUGAAGAGAGGGUUCCAGAGCACUUAAGAAACACAAUUUUAAAACCAUGGCUUUAGGGGCCUGCCAGUGGCUCAGAUGGUUAAGAGCUCGCUCAAGAGUGUGAGCUCUGAGCAACAGCGGUUCGAGUCGCAGCCACUGAACUGCCAACAGGUGGCAGGAUGGCUCAGCUAAAAAAAAUAAAUAAAACCAUGGCUUUAGACCCAUUCCCUCUCUGGUCCUUAGUUUCCUCGCCUGUAAACAAGAUAGCAGGACUGGGAGAUGUGCCUCUGUAAUUGCUGUGGAGGCAAUUCCUCUGGUCACUGUUACAAAGAUAUGAAGGGAAGGAAGAGGGUGCAGUCUGGGGGUGGGGGUGAGGGUGAGGGUGGGGAGACGGACACCUGGAGGGAGACGGGAGAGAGCCCUCUCGUCUGUGCUCAGUCAGCCUGCUCAUCUUUUCUCUGCUGCUUUUGUGUGUUCAUCCUGAUUGCUCGUCCCUCUGCCAUGCCUACAGACUUGUACCUCCAUCUUUUCUUUCUCACGCAUGCCUACAGGUACAUUUUAAUGGUCAGCUCACCGUGUCCCGGGACAGCAUUGUAAAAGGAAAUGUUUUUCUGUAGCAGCAAUGUUCUCAUUGGAGCGGGGCACGUUCCUGACCACGGGCUCACGUCCUUUCUCCUGCCUGUGCCCCCCAGUUCACAGAAACAGACGUUUUAAACAGAAAUGAUCAUCCCACACUAUAAAUUGGGUAUAAGUGUAAUGUGUACAUUGAUAGGGGCCAUGGGAGGGACGUGGUAGGAAACGCCAUUGAGUCAAGGCAGACAGGUUGGGCGUGUGAGAACGGGGGGCAGACGGUGAGCAGGCCCGGCUAAUGCCGCUCAGGCUCAGAAAAGCUCAAAGCACUUUGAAGCCAAACACAUCUGAGGCCAGUGUGGACUGUUGACAAUAAAGUAUUUAUCUAGCCCAUCUAAUAUUUCUACAUAAUUCUCUUAACCUGAAAUUAUUUUGUUAGUUAUAAUAAACUUUUUUAAAUGUUUUUUAUUUCCAACUUAGAUGUUGGAAGAGUUUUGUUUUUUUUUUACAGGAUAAUUUGGAUAGCCUAGGCCCCUUUUUACAAAAAUGAAAAUGAUAUUUGAGCUGAAGCCCACUUUUUCUUAUGACAUUUUCCUUUCAGUGUUCUUGAAAGCAAAAGUUCAUCCAUGUUGUAGCAUGUAUUCGACUUUGUUCCUUUUCAUUAUCGGAUAGUAUUCUGCUGUAUGCAUAGACUACAUUUUAUUUAUCCAUACUUCAGUUGGUAGACAUUUAGAUUGUUGCCACUUUUUUGGCCAUUAUGAAUAACGCUGCUGUGAACAUCUGUGUAUAGGUUUUUGUGUGGACAUAAGUUUUCCAUUCUCUUGGGUAUAUUCCUAGGAGUAGACUGGCUGGAUUUAACCUUUGGAGGGACUGCCAGGCUGUUUUCCAAUAUGGGUGCACCAUUUUAUAUUCUUACCAGCCGUGUAUGGGGGUUCCAAUUCCUCUAUAUUCUUGUCAGCAUUUGUUAUUGUCUGCCUUUUAACUUAGCCAUCCUAGUGGGGGUGAUAUCUCAUUGUGGUUUCAGUUUGCAUUUCCCUGAUGCCUAAUGGUAUUGAGCAUCUUUUCAUGUUCGCCAUUUGUAUGUCUUUUUAGGAAAACCGACUUCAGAUCCUUUACCCAUUAUUAAUUAGGUUAUUUGUAUUUUUAAGUACUGAAGUUUUAAGAGUUCUUUAUACUUUCUAUAUACAAGUCCCAUAUCAGAUUAUAUGAUUUAUAAAAAUUUUUUCAUUUGUGGCUUGUCUUUUUACUUUCUUGAAGACGUCCUUCAAAACACAAAAGUUUUUAAUUUUGAUGAUGUCCAGUUUGUUUCUUUUUUCUUUUGUUCUAUGUGUCCCAGACUUCUUACUUUUGCCACUGCCCUUAGGCCCAUAUAUUCCGAGUUCUGGAUUUUGGCUUGGCAGGGGACAGUUGUCCUGUGGACAGGGACCCCUAGUCCAAGAGCCUGUUCUUUCUUCCAUUGAACCCUCUCCUACCCUUGUCUUCCACUUGCUCUUCACUAUUUCACUCUCCGGCUCAUCACUGUAUCCAGGCUGAAGACAGCUGCCCACCAGGCAGCCUCCCCUUCUCCAGCUUCUCCCGCGUUCAGUCCAUCACAGGUGCAUCUGCCAGACACACCAGCCUUCAAUCUCACCUCUCACCUGAGUGACCCCCACCCCUACCUGCCCAGGUACAGCUAGUUCUCCAGGGCAGCGUUCCGAGUUCACCUUUCUCCAGCUCUGGACCCAGAGUUCCCUGAUUUCUGUCACAUGCACACCCCCGCCAGCCCAGGCCUCUCGUUACCCUUCAGGCAGCUGGCCAUUGGAAUUGGAAUGUUCUGACAUCUGUGGCUUUGUCUAUUCUGGUUAUAUUGACCCCACCACUCACGUGCUGUGUCUCCUUGGGCACACUCUACUUUUCCUGAGCUCCUGGCCCUAUCUAAAAAUGGGGAUAACCCCCACCUUAUAAAGGUCUUGAUGUAGUGCUGUCCACGUGAGGACUCCCCAGGGGCAGCCAUCAAAAGCAGACUGCGAGCACCAAAGGAGACCUCGUAAGGUUCCCUCAUUGACCUCCCUAGCUCCCUGUCGCUUCCAUGUCUGCCACCAGUUAUUUUUUGGUCAGAAUUAAGUGCACCGUGGACAUCUGCUUCCUUGCUUCCUCCUGCUUGUGGAGGAGGAAGUUUCUCUCAACCGAGUUUGACGGUCUAUUUGUUGAUCUGAAGAGUAGAAGUCCGAUGAUCCCCGUGGGUGGUGGCAGUGCUAGGAUCCUCGGCACAGAGUGACUGUGCCAUCCUGGAAUUUUCCUCACUCCUUAGGGUGACAUGCGAGAGCGCUGUCCUGCACCCCUGCCCACCUGUGACACCAUUCUGUGCAGAGUGCCCAGCCUUCCCACGCCCCAGGCACACACACGUCCCAGGAGCUGCCUCUGGUGGCUUCUCCGGCCUGCGGGCUCUGUCGCCUUCCCUUGGUUGCCUUCUGUGGUCCUUCUCGGCUCAGUGGUGCCUUCUGAGACCUGCCCAGGCUCCCUUGGCUGCCACUGCACGUUGUCCGAUCUGCUGGAAGGGCACUUGGGUAGCAGAGCUACCUUUGCUGUGUUCUCUGCACAAAGACUUUGGAGUGCAGGAACCCCAUCAUCUUCACCUUUCUGCUCCAAGAUCCAGCUACGCUGCUGGGGAGUACCAUGAUUAGUGAAUGUGCCCUGGAGUUCAGGAAAGCUGUCCCUGAAAAUUCCAUAACACUGGCAGCAUCUUUGGCAGAGAGAAGGAACCUGAAAUCCAGUUUCCUGGGUCCAGACACCAACUUUUAUCAUUUAUGAGCUGCCUGAACCUUUCGAAUCUCUGCUCUCUUGUCUAAAAUAAUUACAAUAUCUACCUCAAGCUGUUGUGGGGAUUAAACGCGGUAAUUUUUUGGGACAAAUGCCAUGUAUUAUACCCUAAACAUAAUAUAGACUUAAUCCAUGUUGGCAAGUUCUUCGGAAAGUGGGAGGUUCUGAAUGUUGACACUGAUUCACAUUAAUGAAAACUCCCAAAGGCAAUUGAGAAAUGUAAGUUAUCCAUAUUAGGAGUGCCCAGAUUUCUUGAGAUUUUCAACAAGGAUGUAUAUAUAAAAUUUGCGUUUAUGAAAAAUUUCAGGAACAUGGGAAAAUGGUUAUGUUACAAUAAUCGAGAAAAAUAGGAUUCCGAGUUAUACACACAGACAUGCAACACGCACAAAAAGUCAAGCAGGAUCUUGUUUCUAAUUUGUGUGUAUUGUUUGAUUAGGUAAUCCAUUUUCAAAGAUAUAGAGAGUACUAGGAGAGUCUCCCACUUUUGCCCAAACACUCAGCUCUCCUCCUUUUGGACAAUUACAUUACCAUUAAAAAAAAAAAUCCAUCCAGAGAUGUUCUAUACACAGCAAUAUUCUGUUUAUGAGCGUGUCUGGUUCUGCCAAUAUACUAUCAUUGAAAAGCAGAUACUCUUGAUCUGUAUCCCUAAGCAACCCAACAAGAAGAGAAAAAACAAAGGAUGUUAUUAAAAUAAUUUCCUCCCCUCAGGGGGGAGGUUUGUCCUGGAUGUUUUCAUGCAAUCCAACUGAUGGAUUUAGCUUUUUGUUCUUGUUGAAAUAUUUCACCCAAGGGUUUUAAAACGGGGAAAAAAACUAAGUGGAAUUUAGUUGUUCCUGACAUUAGAAGAUAAACCUGAGACCUCAACAGAGAUUCUUAAAACCUCAGUCCUCACAAAGGUAUCUAGUGACUAAAUAGCCUAGUGGUUAAGCAGUUAGGAUAUGGGAUUGGACAAGCAGGGUUCAGACUCUGACUCAAGCACUGUGUGACCUUGGGAGAGUUACUUAGCCUCUCAGUGCCUUAGUUUCAUCACGUGAAAAAUGGAAAUACUGAUACCUUACGAUUAAUGAAGAUAACCUACCUCCUAAGGUGGUUAUGAGGCUAAAUGCACAAAUAUGUGAAACAGGAUAGAGUCUGGCUCAUACUUAGCAGUUGAGAGUCUACUAUUUGUUUAACCUGGCUCUGCUACUAAAUAGCUGUGAGACUUUAAAUAAAGCCAUUCAACUUCUCUUCUGUAAUCAGGGAAGCUAGGACACUUGUAUAUUUUUUUCGAGGUCUUUUCUAAUUCUAACCUCCUGUGAUCCACAGUUUGUGUCCCUAGUAAAAGCCUAGUGUCUUGCACACAGCAGGGACUUUUGCUGACCAAUAUUCAAGAAACUGGGUGUGGCACCAGGAGCUUUGCCUUGUGUUUUGAGCCUGGACAAAAAAGACUAAAGAGUCAUACUGUCUGAAGUAUAGAUUAUUCUAGAGAAGAGCACGUCUUGAAAAAUUGUUCCUAAAAUUAGUAAUCAGUCAUGCAUAAUAAAAUCGUAUUGUCACAUUCCA
Molecule: messenger RNA, 7643 nt
Organism: Hipposideros armiger (great roundleaf bat)
Lineage: Eukaryota; Metazoa; Chordata; Mammalia; Chiroptera; Hipposideridae
Gene: TRIM35
Product: tripartite motif containing 35
Exons: 6
Coding region: 359-1885 (508 amino acids)
Molecular function (GO): protein binding; zinc ion binding
Source: RefSeq, a predicted model, not a curated record